GCAGCCGGGGGCCAAGUAUUCGGCGUGCGAUCCUACCUGCACCUUUUCUACGAGGAGUGCACCUUUGCGACACCUAAGGAUGAUGAGGAGGAGGAAGACAACACGGAGAUGAAGGAAGCGGCUGUUAUCCGGGAGACCUGGUCCUGGCUGCUGUGGAUGGCUGGCCUGGCAGCCGGGGUCCUCCUGGCAACUGCUGGGGCUGUGGCACUGGGGGCAGGGCUGCUCCUCCCUCCUCAGAUCGAAGGCUUCGGGGACGGGGAGCUACGGGUGGUCGACGAACGUGCAGCGGGACACAACGGCACCCUGAAAGCCUACCGUGCUGCUGGGGGGCUCUUGCUGGGGCUGGGGGGUGCCGUGCUGCUGGCCUGUAGCCUAGCCCGCCGGGUCAGUCGUCACAGCGACACCCGGAGACCCAGGCCCCCCGGCGCCUCCCAGACCAUCCGCAGCGUGUCACCCAUCCACUCCAUGCUGCCCAUCAGCCUGUCUCAGACGCUCAACAUCCAGCCCAGAUCGGGACUCUGAGCAGUCGGGGGGGGGUUCCGUUUGCGUCCUGUCAAACACACUCAUCCAGCAGUACCCAUUGGCCUCCAGUGUGUGUGUGUGUGUCUCUUUCUGUUACCAUUGUGAAAGUUCCCUGUGGAUGCCCCAUUCUUGAUGGAACGCACCGGUCACAUCAAAUGUACUGCGGGGCUGGAAUUUGUAACGCUGACAAUUAUUAAUCUGACAGCGAUGACAUUGCAGCGGCACAUGUGACAGAACAGCGUAAAAGUUUAUUUUCCAAACAAAUUGCUGUGUUCUUACCAAAAGCGAGGCAUCGGUUUAUAUUUUACGACACUGCAAGGUAUCCACCAAAUCCAAAUUAACGCAGAUGACUCCUGGAUCAUAAGGUGUUACUGUACAGAGAACUACAGGCUGGUCUCUUUGACUACAGAGCGAUGUCUCGGAGGCUCUCGCCUCUCGUCCUUUCGUGUCUGCAAAUUUAUUAAACGUGAAACUGUUUCGGAACAAAAGGGCCAAAGCCACAGAGCGCGAGGAAAUCAUCUCUGGUUGAAUUAAAUCCAGAUGAAUUCCACAGGAGCUGAAAGGGUUCCCAGCCUUUAGAACAUUAACAUUAAUGAGAGGA
Messenger RNA from Scleropages formosus (Asian bonytongue), 1123 nucleotides. Its product is annotated as neurensin-1-like. Gene Ontology annotation, cellular component: transport vesicle; neuron projection; neuronal cell body. The transcript has 2 exons. The record is from RefSeq and is a predicted model, not a curated record. Gene Ontology annotation, biological process: nervous system development. The annotation marks the transcript as partial. NCBI's taxonomy places the organism in Eukaryota, Metazoa, Chordata, Actinopteri, Osteoglossiformes, Osteoglossidae.